CUUCAAGACCUCCCUCUCCCUCUCUCUCCCUCUCCCUGUAUCUCGUAGCUGGGUUUUGGCUAAAGUGCGCCUUUCUCUCCUUCUCCGACUGGGUCUUGCUGAAGUGCUCCUUUCCGCCCUCUUUCAACUACCUAGGUCUUGCUAUAGUGAGCCCACCUUGGUCUUGCUGAAGUGCGCCUUUAUGCUUCAUCUGCAGCCCAGCGCCUCUCUUCUCUCUCUCUGCUGAUUAGGUUUUGCUAAGGUACGCCGCUUUGAUUCCUGCUAGCUUGGCUUUCGCCCACCAUCUUUCCCGUUUUUUCUCUCUCUACUGUUUAGGUUUUUGCUUCGAGGUUUUUUUUUCCUUCUCCCUUCCCAUGUUACCAUUUCAUCCACGUGUUUCCUUCUUCGAAUCGAUAUCUUAGAUCUCCGUUCUAUCUAAUCGAAUCCGCUUCGAAAUCACUCCAUUUUUUGUAGGAUCUGGUGUCGAUUUGAGCAGAGUCUAGCCUUUAAACGUUAGAAAUUAGGGAAAGAUCUUAUUGCGUUUAUUUUUCGAAUCAUCGUCAAAGAUCCGUGAAAAUCUCAGUAGAAAUUCCUGAUUUUUUUCGUAUAUUUUGUUUCUGGCAUUUGAUAAACUGCGAUCCAUUAAAAAUAUCAUAGGCUUUUCAAAAUCCACCUAAUUUGAUUUUUUGGAAUGAUUUUGGUUUUCAUUUAAAAAGAAAAUAGAUUUCGUAAUCAAUCGGUUAGGGUUAGGAUUUUGGAACAUCGGGUCUUGGUGGAGGGUUAGGGUUUUGAAACAUCGGGUCUUCGUGGAGGGGCUGCAAAAUCAAUGGUUAUGGAUCCAGGCCUUAGAGAAUUAUCUGCCAUCUUGAAUGGUGGUAUUAAAUUCGAUGACUAUCUGUCGGAACAUGACCUUGAUAAGGCGUUGAAACUGGAUCCCUUGCCCUUCAUAGAUCAGAACGUCAUGGAUCUGAACCCUGUUCUCGAUCCCAAUCCUACUCCGUUUUCAGGCGUGAGCCCCGCCGAGGGGGAGUCGCCAGAAGAUUGCGAGAUAUUCUCCGAUAUAGCUUUAAAGUACAUUAGCCAGAUGCUUUUAGAAGAAGAUUUGGAGAACUUUGUGUAUGAAGAGAGUUCGGUGGCCCUUAAAGCCGCUGAGAAACCCUUCUAUGAUAUCUUAGGAGAGAAAUACCCACCCUCACCCGACCAACAUCCUCUUUAUGUCGAACAUAACGCGGAGAGUCCUGAUGGCUGCAUCGCCAGCAGUUGCAGUACUUAUAACAGCAGCAGCAGCAACAGCAACGUGGAUGGUAGCUGGGUAGGUGAUGCCGGGGAGUAUCCGUCUUCUCAAAAUAUUCUUUCUGUUUAUACGGAUUACACUUCUCAGUCGUCAUUCAGCUCUCCUAAUAGUGGUAGCAGUGCUGUAGACGGGUUGGAAGAAUCCCCGACGAAUGCAAUCAGAAUUGCUGAUUUCCUCAGCGAGAGCCAGCCCGUUUGGCACUUCAGGAGAGGAGUGGAGGAAGCGAACAAGUUCCUUCCAAACAGUAGGAACUUGGUCGUGGAUGUCGAUAACAGUGGGUUCGGGUUCUUACCUCGAGAACCAAAGGAAGAGGCUGGUGUGGUCGAGGUAAAGGCAGAGAAGAAGGACGAGAGAGAUGACACAGCUAAUGGUUCGAGGGGGAGGAAGCAUCCUCACCGGGAGGAUCUUGAUUUGGAAUUGGAAGAAGGAAGAAGUAACAAACAGACUGCUGUUUACUCUGAGGAGACACUGCGAUCGGAGAUGUUCGAUAUGGUGUUGCUUUGCACUGAAGGGAAAUGUGGCCCCACCUUGUCUAAGCUCCAAGAAUCCUUGCAGAAUGGAGCGAGCAAGAAUACACAAAGUGGCCUACCCAAGGGAUCGAAUGGCACAGCUAAGACUCGCGGUAAGAAGCAGGGAAAGAAGGAAGUGGUAGAUUUGAGGACUAUCCUUAUCCAGUGUGCACAGUCCGUCGCGGCCGAUGAUCGCAGGACUGCAUACGAACUUCUGAAGCAGAUCAAGCAACACUCGUCUCCUUUUGGAGAUGGCUCACAGCGGUUAGCCCAUUACUUUGCUAAUGGCCUUGAGGCCCGUUUAGCUGGCACUGGGAGCCAGAUUUCCAUCGCCCUUGCCAACAAAAAAAUGUUGGCUGCAGACAUCUUGAGAGCUUACCACCUUUUUCUUUCCGCCUGCCCUUUCAAGAAGAUUUCACACUUCUUUGCAAACCAGAGUAUUCUGGAUGUGGUAGAAAAUGCACCGAGGCUCCACAUUGUGGACUUUGGCAUUUCUUUCGGCUUCCAAUGGCCAUGCCUCCUUCAACGACUCUCAGGAAGAACUGGUGGGCCCCCCAAGAUUCGAAUCACUGGAAUUGAUGUCCCCCAACCUGGUUUUCGCCCUGCCGAGAGGGUUGAAGAAACUGGGCGUCGUCUGGCGGACUACGCUCGUAGUUUCAACAUCCCUUUUGAGUAUAUUCCUAUUGCUCAGAAAUGGGAAAGCAUCCAAGUCGAAGAUAUCAAAAUCAAAAAGGAUGAGGUGCUUGUAGUGAACUGUUUAUAUAUGUUUAAAAAGCUCGCCGAUGAGACAGUGGUCAUCGACAGCCCAAGGAAUAUUGUCUUGAACACGAUCAGGAAGAUGAAUCCGGACAUUUUCAUCCAUGGGAUAGUGAAUGGAGCUUACAGCGCCCCCUUCUUCAUCACCCGUUUCCGGGAGGCUCUGUUCCAUUGGUCCGCAUUGUUUGAUAUGCUAGAGACCAAUGUCCCACGAGAGCAUCCAGAGAGAAUACUGAUCGAGAAAGAUCUCUUUGGGCGGGAGGCGAUGAACGUCAUUGCAUGUGAGGGCGCUGAGAGGGUUGAGCGGCCGGAGACGUACAAACAGUGGCAGGUUAGAAACCUUAGGGCAGGAUUCAGGCAGCUCCCACUGAAUCAGGAUAUCAUGAAGAAAGCAAGGGAUAAGGUGAAAUCCAGCUACCAUAAGGAUUUUGUCAUCGAUCAAGAUAGCCAGUGGAUGCUGCAAGGAUGGAAGGGUCGGAUCAUCUAUGCCCUUUCCACUUGGAAGCCGGACCACGGAAGGUCUUGAAUCUUUGAAAGUUAUGUUCAUAGUACUCAAAAAGUCUAAAGGCUUCUCUUUUCUCCUUCAGUCAGCGGGAAUUCAAUUAAAGGUGCUGUGGCCAACAUGGAGGGGGAAGAGAGGUAAUGCAAGGUACAGAUCCAUGACCCUGGAUGUCAGCCCGACGGGGUCUCGAAUUCUAUUGGAGAAUGUUUCAUGAAGGGCUGUAAAAUUCAAAUGCUAUAUGCAUAUCUCAUUAUAUUAAAGUAGUAAAAAGGUGUGUUUUUGAAGGUGGGUAUGAUGUUGGAAGUAGGGAUUAGUCUGUAAAGAGCCGUUUUAUAUGGCAGAUAUGGAGUGUAAGAGUCUGUUUUCCUGUGAA
Magnolia sinica is the source of this 3413-nucleotide messenger RNA. RefSeq names its product scarecrow-like protein 9. Gene Ontology annotation, molecular function: DNA-binding transcription factor activity; sequence-specific DNA binding. Lineage: Eukaryota; Viridiplantae; Streptophyta; Magnoliopsida; Magnoliales; Magnoliaceae. The transcript has 2 exons. Gene Ontology annotation, cellular component: nucleus. The coding region runs from base 806 to 3064 and encodes 752 amino acids. The record is from RefSeq and is a predicted model, not a curated record. Gene Ontology annotation, biological process: regulation of DNA-templated transcription.